Molecule: messenger RNA, 672 nt
Organism: Sinocyclocheilus grahami
Lineage: Eukaryota; Metazoa; Chordata; Actinopteri; Cypriniformes; Cyprinidae
Product: hematological and neurological expressed 1 protein-like
Exons: 5
Coding region: 130-657 (175 amino acids)
Cellular component (GO): nucleus
Source: RefSeq, a predicted model, not a curated record
AAGGGCCGCUCCGCUGCGCUCGGAUUUCAGCUGGUCCGGGCGGAGUCCAUGCGGGAGAAAGGAUUUAGACGAAUUCAGUCCAGCUGAAGGGUUUCUAACGCGGUUUAGCGAGCACAUUACCCGCUCAACAUGACUACGACGACCAACUUCCAAGGCAUGGAGCCUGGUGCCAAAAAAAGCUCCAGGUUUGACAUGCAGUGUGAUGUGAUGUCUGGUGUUUUGAUGUGGAUGGUGCCCAAACUUCACCCAGCACAAAGCAAUGGGGCUGGCAGGCUUCCAGUGCCAUCUCAAACUGGGGUGUUGUGUCCCCCUGGCGGAGCCUCAAAUAUUUCCUUCGGCACCGACGAGGAGAAGCCUGUGCGCAAAAACAAGAUGGUCUCCAGUAUCUUUGCUGAACCUGAUGACCCUCACGCCCACCGGAGGAACAACCCACCAGGUGGAGAAGCGUCUGGUGUUCUGUGCGGUGAAUCCUCGGCUCCUCUGAGACGAUGCCAGCCCACCAUCGUCUAUGAUAACGGCUCUCCUGUUGAUCAGCCCGCCAACAGCACGGAUCACAAUGAAUACGAGCAGGAGAACAACGGUGAGACACUUUUCUCUUUGCCAGUCUCAGUAUUUGGUGCUCUGUUUGGACUCUCAUUGGUUGAGGAAUGCUGCUGAUAAACACUUGCUGAA